CACAGUUGGUACUCACAUGUUGCUUCUUACCCGCCCCACCAACCGCAUGCCGCCGCUGCUUAUGCGGCGCCCUGCAAAAAUAACAACAACAAUAACAACAACAAUAUUAUGAAUGCAUACGGCACGGGCACUGCCAGCGCGCACUAUUAUGGCGCUGCUCCUACUGCUGGGGCUGGGGUGGGCUAUAACCUUGAGGCCAACACUGUGGCCUAUGCGCACAACCAGCUGCUGCAAUACCAACAACAACAGCAGCAGCAGCAACAGCUCAGUCAACGCUCGUAUAUGCCGCACAGUUUAAUGCAUGGCUCGUAUCCUUAUAUCAAGAGCGAGCCAUUGGAACUGCCAGAUGAUAGACAACGCCACCAACAACAACAUCAACAGCAGCACCAGCAGCAGCAGCAACAACAACAACAACAACAACAUUUCCAGAAUCCAAUGGCCCCACCACCAGCGCCCGCCCUCAAUCGUCACACGCUCGAUGCUAGCGGUGAAAUGAUAAUAAAAUCGGAACCCAUUGACGAACAUGCGUUCAAGUCCAACUAUAUCGAUGACAACACGCCCUUUGCCGAUUUUAGUAAAUUUACCGAGUUUGGCGACGACAUGCUAAGUCCCAAGGUUGAGCUAACAAUUAAGGACGAGGCUUAUGGCAGCCAAAAGAACCCGCUUAGCUAUCCGCGCCGUAAGCUGCAAACUGAGCGAUCUUCGGAGAGUCUGCCUAUUUGCCAACGCUGCAAAGAGGUCUUCUUCAAGAAGCAGGUCUAUCUGCGUCAUGUGGCCGAGAGCAGCUGUAUCAUACACGAGUAUGAAUUCAAGUGCAACAUAUGUCCUAUGUCCUUCAUGGGCGCUGAGGAGCUGCAGAAGCACAAGCAACUGCAUCGCGCGGACAAGUUCUUUUGCCACAAAUACUGUGGCAAGCACUUCGACAACAUCGCCGAAUGCGAGUCGCAUGAGUAUAUGCAGCAUGAAUACGAUAGCUUUGUGUGCAAUAUGUGCUCUGUAACGUUUUCAACGCGGGAACAGCUUUAUGCUCAUCUGCCGCAGCACAAGUUUCAGCAGCGUUACGACUGCCCUAUUUGCCGCUUGUGGUAUCAAACGGCACUAGAGUUGCACGAGCAUCGACUGGCGGCGCCCUACUUUUGUGGCAAGUAUUAUCCAGCAGCACAUCAACAGCAGCAGCAGCAGCAACAACAACAACAUGCACAGCAGCAACACCCGCAGCAGCAGCAAGGCAACUACAAACUGCAGGACUGCCACAUGGGCACCAUCGAAAUGACAGCGCCGCACCACAAGACAAAUGCAUUACCUGCAACGGCGGCGCUUAGUUCCUUGCUGCAGCAGCGCCAGGCGAAUGCGGAUGGCGCAGCGCUGUAUGCUUCGACGCUGAAGAGCGAUGCUAAUGUGAAGUUGGAGCGCAGCUAUAGCAACUCCACCAGCGAGUCUGGUUACAGUCUGCACGAAAGUAGUUAUAAUAAUGCCUACGGCAGCGAUAAUUCGUUGCAUGGUGGCAGCGCAGCAAUUGGUGGUCCGCAGGCACACUCCUCCACGCUGGACGAAUCGGAGGAUGCGCUGUGCUGUGUGCCGCUGUGCGGUGUGCGCAAAAGCACCAGCCCCACGCUGCAGUUCUUUACAUUUCCCAAGGAUGAAAAGUAUCUGCAUCAGUGGCUGCACAAUCUCAAAAUGUUCCAUAUUCCGGCCUCAAGCUAUACCAGCUUUCGUAUCUGCAGUAUGCAUUUUCCUAAGCGAUGCAUCAAUCGUUAUUCGUUGUGUUAUUGGGCGGUGCCCACAUUCAACCUGGGUCACGAUGAUGUAGCCAAUCUGUACCAGAAUCGCGAGCUGACUAACACCUUCACCACCGGCGAGGUGGCGCGCUGCAGCAUGCCCAACUGCACCAGCCAACGCGGCGAGAGCAAUCUAAAGUUUUAUAAUUUUCCCAAGGACAUCAAGAGCCUGAUCAAGUGGUGCCAGAAUGCACGUUUACCCGUCCAGGCCAAGGAGCCGCGCCAUUUUUGCAGUCGCCAUUUCGAGGAGCGCUGCAUUGGCAAGUUCCGGCUGAAGCCCUGGGCUGUGCCCACUCUACAUCUGGGCGCCCAGUACGGCAAGAUUCACGACAAUCCCAAGAACCUGUAUGUGGAAGAGAAACGCUGCUGCCUUAACUUUUGCCGUCGCAGUCGCUCCUCGGACUUUAACAUGUCAUUGUAUCGCUUUCCCAGAGAUGAAGUACUGCUGCGACGCUGGUGCUAUAAUCUGCGCCUCGAUCCGGCUGUCUAUCGCGGCAAGAACCACAAAAUUUGCAGCGCUCACUUCAUCAAGGAAGCUCUCGGAUUGCGCAAACUGUCACCAGGCGCUGUGCCCACACUGCAUCUGGGCCAUAAUGACACUUUCAACAUCUACGAAAACGAAUUAUGGCCACCACCGACGCCCUCUACGCCCACCCACAAUCAUCAGCAGCAAUUGCAGCAGCAUCAGCUGCAGCAGCAUCAACAGCAACUGCAGCAACAUGUACAUCAUAAAUAUCAGCGUCAUUCGGCGGCAUCCACAUCAUCGUCGGCCAGCUCGACCUCGCACUAUGUGGAUCCAGAGCUGAGUGCAUCCUACAUGGGCAUGAGCGCUUCAUCCUCUGGCCUGAAUGUCAGCGACAGCAUGGACGUGUGCUGCGUACCCAGCUGUGAGAGCAAACGGCACAACAAUGAGAACAUCACAUUCCAUACAAUACCCAGGCGGCCAGAGCAGAUGCGUAAAUGGUGCCACAAUCUGAAGAUACCCGAGGACAAGAUGCACAAGGGCAUGCGGAUAUGCAGUCUACACUUUGAACCCUACUGCAUUGGCGGUUGUAUGCGACCAUUUGCGGUGCCCACACUACAUCUGGGCCAUGAUGACGAGGACAUUCAUCGUAAUCCGGAUGUGAUUAAGAAGCUGAACAUACGUGAAACCUGUUGCGUUGCAGUUUGCAAGCGCAAUCGAGAUCGGGAUCAUGCCAAUCUGCACCGUUUCCCCAGCAAUCUCGCCCUGCUGACCAAGUGGUGCGCCAAUCUGCAGCGACCCGUACCGGAUGGCACCAAACUUUUCAAUGAUGCCAUCUGCGAGGUGCACUUCGAGGAUCGCUGUCUGCGCAACAAGCGCCUGGAGAAGUGGGCUGUGCCCACGCUUGUGCUAGGCCACGAGAAUAUUGCCUAUCCGCUGCCCACGCCCGAGCAGGUGGCCGAGUCCUAUGCGCGACCCAGUGCGCCCAACAAUGGCGAGGAGCAGGGUGAAUGCUGCGUGGAGACCUGUAAGCGUAAUCCCAGCGUAGAUGACAUCAAGCUCUAUCGGCCGCCCGAAGAAUCACAGGUGCUCGCCAAAUGGGCGCACAAUCUGCAGCUGGACAUUGCCCAGCUUUCUAACAUGCGAAUCUGUAAUCUGCACUUUGAAUCCCACUGCAUUGGCAAACGCAUGCGACCCUGGGCCAUACCCACCCUCAAUUUGGCCAGCAACAUUGAGAAUCUCUUCGAGAAUCCCGAACACCAGAUGCUCUACAAGCGUCGCACGCAUCUCAACGCGGACAGAGCUGCCGCUCGUAGCGCUGGCGCUGACGGAGCUGCAAUGAAGGCCUCUUGGGUGCCACGCUGUUGCCUGCCGCACUGCCGCAAGGUGCGCGCUCUGCACAAUGUCCAGUUGUAUCGCUUCCCCAAGGUCAAUCGCACAACGUUGGCCAAAUGGGCGCAUAAUCUACAAGUGCCGCUGGUCGGCAGCGCCCAAAGGCGUUUAUGUUCCGCCCACUUUGAGCCGAAUGUGCUGAGCAAGAAAUGCCCGGUGCCGUUGGCGGUGCCCACGCUGGAUCUCAAUACGCCACCGGGCUACAAGAUUUACCAAAACCCAGCCAAGGUGAAGGCUAACAAGCUGUGUUGGCAGCGCGUCUGCAUUGUGGAGAGCUGCCGUCGACAGCGGGCACAGGGCGUACAGCUCUUCCGGCUGCCGCACAGUCGCACCCAGUUGCGCAAGUGGAUGCACAAUCUUCGCAUGCUGCCGAGAGGCGCAAUGCGGCAACAGUAUCGCAUCUGCUCGCUGCACUUUGAGCCGCACUCGUUUAACGGCAAGCGUCUGAGCACAGGUGCAAUUCCAACGCUGGAGCUGGGCCAUCAGGAUGACGAUAUUUAUCCCAAUGAGGCGCAGUCGUUUGUCGAGGAACACUGCGCCGUUGAAGGCUGCGAUGCAUCCAAGGAGCAGCCGGAUGUGCGUCUCUUCCGCUUUCCCAACGACGACGAAGAUCUGCUCUGGAAAUGGUGCAACAAUCUCAAAAUGAAUCCCGUCGACUGCUAUGGCAUGCGUAUCUGCAACAGGCACUUCGAGCCGGACUGCAUUGGGCCCAAACACCUGUACAAGUGGGCCAUACCCACAUUGGUUCUGGGGCACGAUGAUGGCCAGAUAGAGCUGAUACCCAAUCCCAAGCCGGAGGAACGCUAUGGUGAUCCUGUGUUCAAGUGCUGUGUGCCCACCUGCGGCAAAACGCGCAAAUUUGAUGAGGCGCAAAUGAAUAGCUUUCCCAAGGACCCAUCGCUCUUCCAGCGCUGGCGCCACAAUCUUCGCCUGGAGCAUCUCAACUUCAAGGAGCGCGAGCGCUACAAGAUUUGUAAUGCCCAUUUUGAGGACAUUUGCAUUGGCAAGACGCGUCUCAAUAUUGGCUCCAUACCCACGCUGGAGCUGGGCCAUGAAGAGACCGAAGAUCUGUAUCAGGUUAAUCCCGAAGAGCUGCAGAGCAACUUGUUUGGACGCCCGCGACGUGUGCAUGAGAAUCAGCGACUGAGCAUUAAACAGGAGCUAGAUGAGGACAUCAAGCCGGACAUAACCAUGUCAGAGGCCACGGAUACAAACACAACACAGGUGAAGAUCAAGAAAUCUGUGUUGGACUUGAAGUGCUGUGUGCCCAGCUGUGGUCGCAGCCGGCUGGAGCAUGGUGCUCGCCUGUUUCCCUUUCCCACUGGCAAGCAGCAGCAGACCAAGUGGCGACACAAUCUCCGCCUUAGCGCCGCCGAUGUGGACAGGACAACGCGCGUUUGCAGCGCUCACUUCAAUCGACGCUGCAUCGAUGGCAAACAGCUGCGUGGCUGGGCCAUACCCACACAGCAGCUGGGCCACCAGGAACAAAACAUAUAUGAGAAUCCAAAGAACAUACCGGGCUUCUUUACGCCCACCUGUGCGCUGGCGCACUGUCGUAAACGACGAAGCAUUGACAAUGAUUUGCGCACCUACCGCUAUCCGCGCAACGAGGAGCUGCUCGAGAAAUGGCGCGUGAAUUUGCGUCUGGCGCCGGAUCAAUGUCGUGGACGCAUUUGUGCGGAUCACUUUGAGCCCAUGGUGCGCGGAAAGCUGAAGCUUAAGACGGGAGCGGUGCCCACGCUAAAGCUAGGCCAUGAUGAGGGCGUAGUCUUUGACAAUGAGGCCAUUAAAGUAGGAAUGCAGCAGGAGGAGGAAGAGGAGGAGGAUGCGGGCAGCUUGGAAUCGCUGGGAAAGAUAAAAAUUGAGAAGCAGGAGAAGGAAACCCCUGAGCAGGAGUUAGAAAAUGAUGAUGAGAAUGAAGAGGACGAGCAGCAGCAGAAGGUGGAAGAUCCUGAGGAUGAUAUGGAGCAAGAGCAGGAUGAGGAGGAAGAGGAGCUGCAGGAUCAUGGCUAUUUUGAUCCCCUAGAGCUAGUGGAAACCUUUGCCGAACAGCACAGCGAUGACAAUUCCGCUGACAAUUAUCAUCUCGAAGCUGAUGAAGAUGAUGAUGAUCAAGAUAUACCUGGCAAUGAUGAUGAGCUGCUGCUGCCAGACACUGUUCCAAUGCAGUUGCCGCCACGCCGCGAAAAGGCGGUGAAUAAUGUGACGCCUAUUUGUUGCUUGAAACAUUGCCGCAAGGAGCGCACCGCAAGUCAUCAGCUGAGUACUUUUGGAUUUCCCAAGGAUCAGCAGCAGCUGUUUAAAUGGAGCGCCAAUCUGCAGCUGGAUCUCGUCGAUUGUGUGGGACGCGUGUGCAUCGAACAUUUCGAGGCGGAGAUGCUAGGCACUCGUAAGCUAAAGCAGAAUGCGGUGCCCACACUGAAUCUGGGUCAUGCCACGCCGUUGAGCUAUAGCUGCAAUGGCCAAUCCUUGAGCAUAUACGAUGCACAGCCGCAGCAUUCGGUUUUUCGGCUUUGGAGCCUGAAACACUGCCGCAAAAGGAAGCUGCUGACGAUGCCUCCGGAUCCGGCGACAACUAAACGACGCUGUUGUUUGCCCAGCUGUGGCAAGGAGCCGGAGCUGCAUGGUGUUCAAUUGAAACGACUGCCCAAGAAACGUCUGCUGCUGCGCAAGUGGCUGCACAAUCUGAAGCUACCGGCACACAUGAGCACUAGAAACGCGUUUCUUUGCGAGGAGCACUUUGAGCCACAGGCGACGCUGCCUACCCUGAAGCUGGGCCACGCGGCUUAUAACAUUUAUCGCAAUGGCAACUCGGCUUUAUCCAGUGGCUGCCUGGUGCCCAGCUGUCCGUGUGCACGGCUUAAUCUAUAUCGCUGCUAUGCUCUGCCCGAGCAUCCGCAGGUGCAGCAGGCCUGGCUGCAGUGGUUGCAAUUGCCGCCGCCGCAGCUGGCCAGCCUUGCCCAGCUAUGCGUCAUGCAUUAUAUGCAGCUGUUUGAGCAGGUGCCACUAUCCGCGGAUCUGCCUGAGUCUGUGAUGCGCCAACUGCAGGAAACCUACGAACAAAUAUCCAGCUCUAGUAUGGCCAUGAAACUGCGCUGUGCUGUGCCCGGCUGCUACUCCAAAUACACGGACAAUGUGCGUCUCACCAAGCUGCCCGUGUGCCCGCAAACCUGCGCCCAGUGGGUGCACAAUACCAAAAUCAAGUACGAUCCGGAACGCCAUUACAUGUAUCGCAUCUGCAUGCGACACUUUGAGCCGCAAUGCCUGGGUGCAGUACGCCCUAAGCUGUGGGCUGUGCCUACGCUGCAUCUAAACCAUAACGAUGCGGAUAUAUAUCAGAAUACCAUGAUGGAUAGCUCGGAUGCCAUGCCGGUAGCCGAGUCUGUGCCGCUUGAGUUGCCGUUGCGCAUCAAGACAGAGCUGCCGCUAACUCUAUCAGUCAGUCCUAGUGCCAGUCCCAGUCCACGCGGCAAAGUGCGCACCUGUUGCAUUCCCACCUGCGGCCAGCAGGCCAAUGCCCUAACGCGUCUCUUUCGCUUUCCCAGUGCCGAGACGGCCCUGCUUAAAUGGCUGGUGAACACACAACAGCAGCCACGCCUCGUUGAUACGCAGAAUCUCUUUGUAUGCCAGCGUCACUUCGCGGCUGAGGCGAUUUGCAAAAAGCAGCUGCAAAGUUGGGCAGUGCCUACCCUAAAUCUGGGCCAUCAGGGCCACAUCAUACCAAAUGCCAAGCACAAUGGCAAUAUUGCCGACAGCCAGGAGAACAAGCAGGCGCUGCAAUACAUCUGGGCCAAUUACUGCUCGGUGCUUACCUGCUUCCAACAGCGCAGCGAACAGGUUCGUCUCUAUGCCUAUCCCACAGAUCGCCCCACCAUACGUAGGUGGGCGGCCAACUGCAAGCAUCGCUCCAUGCAGGCCAGCAGCGAUGGCUUUCAGGUCUGCCAGUCACAUUUUACACCAGACUGCUUUGACCCUGAUACCGGGGAGCUGAAGGAAGACGCGGUGCCCACACUUGAGCUGAGCCGGCCUGUCUAUGAGUUGCGCUGCGUGGUCAAUGGCUGCGUUAGGGAGAAGGAUGCAGCGCGUUGUCGUUUUUUCAAAGUGCCCAAACGUGCCUCCCUGCUGGAGGACUGGUGUUACAAUCUGCGCAUCGAUGUUGCGUCAAUUAGCGGCCAGGAGGUGCACGUGUGUGAACGCCACUUUGAGGCGCACUGUUUCAGUGCGUACAAACUGCGUCCGGGUGCACGACCUACACUUCAUUUGGGCCACGAUGAUGAGUUGGAUUUGUUGCCCAAUCCGGCAAAGUGGGAGGAGGAUGUGAAUGUAUGCUUUGUGCCCAGCUGUGGUCGCUCCAAGGAUGUGGAUAAUGUGGAGCUAUUCGGACUGCCCAGGAUUAGAGGGGUCUUGGAGAAAUGGCUUCAAAAUUUCCGCCUCGAGCCGAGCAGGGAGCAGCUGCAAGGCAUGCGGAUAUGCAGCGCACAUUUUGAGCCCAGCUGCAUGGAGAAUGGCCGUCUACACUUAGGCUCGGUGCCCACGCUGCAGCUGGGCCACGAUGAGUUGGACAAUAUACAUCAAAGCGCGGAGCUGCCGUCAUCGCAGCUUAAAGGCACACGAAUAGCCAUGGGCUACGACUGCUGCUAUCCACAGUGUAUGGAGCUGCAGAAGAGUUAUCAAAGAAUCGCAUAUGAGCUGCCCCAGCAGGAGGCAUUGCGUAACUUGUGGUUGUCGUAUCUGGGUCUGGAGCAGCAUAAUCAGGAACCGCUCAAGCUCUGCCCACUGCACUUGAUCAUCCUUUAUGAACACAGUGUCAACCAUUUUCCAGAGCAUUCAUCGGAGGAGCAGUUGCUGGACGCCAAUUACGAGGCUGCGCGAAAUAGCGUGCGCAUACGGAUUAUCAGCUGUGCGGUGCGUGGCUGCAGGACACUCAAACCACGCGACGAUUACCGCCUGCACGCAAUGCCUACGCGUCGGGAUGUACUCCAGAUGUGGCUAGACAACAUGCAGCUUGUGUUCUACGAGCAGCAGCGUUAUAUGUAUAAGGUAUGCAGCAGACACUUUGAGGCCAUCUGCGUAACAGAGACUACUCGCCGUCUAAAACCCUGGAGUAUGCCGACGUUAGAGUUGCCGGAACGUGACCCAGAAGCGCCGCCGUUGCAUCAGAAUCCCUCAGAGGAGGAGUGGCAGCGCAUGAAUGAGCAGAUAGGCAGUUGCGAGGCAGUGCAGUCGUUAGAGCCCGCGGUCAAGCUGGAGCCGGAGCCAAUUGUCAAGCAAGAGCUGCACUCUAUUGUCAAGCUGGAACCGAAGCCACAGUCAGAACAGCUGUAUGAGGAGGAGGAGGAGGCCAAUGAUCAGCAGCAAGCGCUAGAGGUGCUGCUCGAAGUGGGUCACGUUGAGAAGUGCACCACAUACGAGCAAAUGGACACAAAACCAAUUAUAAGCUAUGCCGAAACCCUGUCACAUAACUCACUGGGCCCAACGACAACAGUGGGCAGCGCCUGUAUUGUCGGCAACGGAUUCACCUACAGCGCGCGACACUGCAGCGUGCGGGGUUGCGAUGUGACUUCUCUGGAUGUGAAUGACAGUCUCAAGCUACACAAGUUUCCCACAUCGCUGGAUGCCAUGGAGAAAUGGAUGCACAACACCCAGGUAAAUGUGGACAUCAACUUUGCGUGGCGCUUUCGCAUCUGCAGCUUGCAUUUUCUACCCGAGUGCUUUAAUGGCUCGCGUAUUAGGCGUGGGGCCAUGCCCACGCUGCGUUUGGGAUCGCGCCGUCUAGGGGAUAUCUAUGACAAUGAGUUCAAUGUGCAGCCAGAGCAGGCGAGUGUGAAUCAGUCGGCUGAGGCGUCGGCAGACGCUGCAGUGCCCACUGAGCCGCACGAUCGUGCGACGGAGUUUAAUAUAAAUCUCCAUUUGCCCUGCCCCGCACCACCGCGCAAGUCCAGCAAGUUCUGUCAGAUCGAUGGCUGUUCGAAUCAUUUGACCAGCGAAAAUCUUACUCUGCACAAGUUUCCACACUCGGCGGACAUGUGCGCCAAGUGGCAGCACAAUACACAGGUGCCGUUCGAUCCGGAGUACCGCUGGCGAUAUCGAAUCUGCAGCGCACACUUCGAGCCCAUCUGCCUCGGAAACAUGCGGCUGAUGCAUGGCAGCGUGCCCACACUGAAACUGGGUGCUCGGGCGCCCAAGCAGCUCUUUGGCAAUGACUUUGCGGCGAUUAGCUUGCGCCUGGAUAAGGAAAAACGCAGCGCCGACCAGAGCUUGUCAGUGAAGCAGGAGCAAGUGGAAGAUGAUCAAGAGCAGUAUGAUCAGGAGCAAGAGGAUCUGAGCAUGCUGGUACCAGAGUUGCAGCUGCACGAGGGCGACGACGAGCAGGAAGACAAUCAGUUUAACUACACCAACAGUUGGAGCGACUCGCAGCAGCAGCUGCAGCUACGUCUGCCCAGCAUUAAGCAGGAAAAGGGCACCAUCUAUAAUCCCGUCAAAUCGGGCUAUGACAAGUGCUCGCUCGUGCACUGUCAGCGCCAGCGUUCACAGCAUGGCGUCCACAUCUAUAAAUUCCCACGCUCACGGCAGCUACAGCAUCGCUGGAUGCACAAUUUAAGAAUCAGAUAUGACGAGCGGCGACCUUGGAAGACAAUGAUAUGUAGUGUACACUUUGAGCCGCACUGCAUACGCCUGCGUAAGCUGCGUCCUUGGGCGGUACCCACACUGGAGCUGGGCGACAAUGUUCCGCGGGAUCUGUACAGGAACGAGCAAAGCCAACUGCAGUUUGAGCAGCAGCGCAGCAGCGACGUGGAAGCGGGCAGUGAGGGCGAGGACUAUGAUGCGGAGCUAGAUGACACCAUACUGGAGGAGUACGAUGAUGAGUAUGAUGAUAAUGACAAUACUGGUCAAAUUCCGGCUGAGCCGCACAUCAAGCGGGAGUAUCGCUCACGCUGCGAACCACAACCGGCGGGUAAGCUGCCACCCUGGAAAAUUAAGCAAUGCUGUUUGCCCUAUUGCCGUCGUCCACGCGGCGAUGGCAUCAAGCUUUUCCGGCUGCCUAACAAUAUUAGCGCCAUACGCAAAUGGGAGCAGGCGACGGGCAUGCGCUUCUAUGAGUCGCAGCGCAACACAAAACUUAUCUGCAGUCGUCACUUUGAUCCGCAACUUAUUGGUGUGCGUCGUCUUAUGUCCAAUGCGGUACCCACGCGCAAUCUGGGUCCAAACAACGAGGAAUCCGAGCCGCCAGCGAGCAGUCCACGCUGCUGCAUUAAGGAUUGCCAACCAGAUGGACAUGUCAAGCUGCACAAGUUUCCCAGCGAUCCCCAGCUGCUGCAUCAGUGGUGUCAGGCGCUAAGUUUGAGGGAUGAGCAGCGCCACGCCGGCAAGUACAUUUGUGCCGUGCACCUGCCCACCAAAGCGAUGAGCUGUCUCAUUUGCGGUGUGGAGGAUGUACAGCUACCCCUGCAGGACUUUCCCGAGCAUCGCAAUCAGCGAGUCAAAUGGUGCUACAAUUUGAAAAUCGAACCCAUCGCCAAGUGGGACGACUCGAAGCACAUUUGCUCCAAGCACUUUGAGAGCUAUUGCUUCAUUAAGCCGGGUCAUCUGUUGCCGGAUGCCAUGCCCACGCUGCAUUUAAAGCACAACGACAGCAAUAUAUUCCUCAACGAAUCUGCCAUAGAGAGCAGCCAGCUGCUGCGCGUCAAGGAUGAGCCUAUGGAGUGUGAGGAUCUGAUGCUGUAACAGUCAGAGCGAAAGUAUACCGUGUCAUUUGAUAAUGUGUUAAUUUGGAGUACUAUCCCCAUGUUAAUAAGCCACAUCAUUUUAGCCUAGAGUUAGUCACAAAUAAUUUAUAAUAUUUAAUACUUCAGUGUACAUAAUAUCGACUAUUGUUUUCGUGCUCCGCACAUGAAAAUCUAUCGAUAUGUAGCUAUCGUAGCCGAGGCUUAACGAUAUAUCGCCGAUGCGGCAAAGGCUGUAUUCGAUACAUUUUCGGACAUAAGUCGAUAGCAUCUACUGAUCGCAGCGGUAAUUUAUUUUGCGCACUUUUUUUUUACGCCAUUAAGCGA
Molecule: messenger RNA, 11684 nt
Organism: Drosophila novamexicana
Lineage: Eukaryota; Metazoa; Arthropoda; Insecta; Diptera; Drosophilidae
Exons: 9
Coding region: 109-11358 (3749 amino acids)
Molecular function (GO): sequence-specific DNA binding
Source: RefSeq, a predicted model, not a curated record